Molecule: messenger RNA, 1524 nt
Organism: Aspergillus aculeatinus CBS 121060
Lineage: Eukaryota; Fungi; Ascomycota; Eurotiomycetes; Eurotiales; Aspergillaceae
Product: cytochrome P450
Exons: 8
Coding region: 1-1410 (469 amino acids)
Molecular function (GO): oxidoreductase activity, acting on paired donors, with incorporation or reduction of molecular oxygen; monooxygenase activity; heme binding
Source: RefSeq, a predicted model, not a curated record
AUGUGGUCCCUUUUCUCGACCCUCGAUCAGGUCUCAUUGAAGACAUACUUGGUGCUCGGAUGUACAAUCGUCACCUCCUACGCACUUUGUCGCACCAUCUACCUUCUUUACUUCCACCCGCUAGCCAAGUAUCCUGGGCCAAGACUCGCUGCGGUAUCAAACUUGUGGUACGCCUAUCACUGCAAACCAGGCGAUGUUGUUCGAAUCGCCCCCAAUGAACUGAUGUUCAUGAAGCCCGAGGCGCAAGUAGAUAUUCUUAUGAGUGGGACCAAGAACAGGCCCACGUUUAUCAAAACCGACUUCCAGCACAUCGGUGGCAAACAUGCCGGAAUCGCAGCGGAUCCAGACGUCGAGAAGCACCGGGCUGUCCGUAAGAUGCUGGCACCUGCUUUUAACCCCCGCGCAUUGAAAGAGCAGGAGCCAGCCCUGCAUGAGCAUAUUGACCGCUUCAUCCAGCGGCUGAGAGAGCUGGGCACUGCCGAACAGGGAGUGGACAUGAGAGAUUGGUUUGACUGGCUCGCUUGUGACAUUGCCGGCGAUAUGGGUUAUGGCCAUAACUUCCACAAUGUCCGCGAUGGCAAAGCACAUCUCUUUCUGCAGGCAUUUCGAGGCAUCGGGCUCUGGGGCACUCUCAACCAAGUCAUGCGACGAUUUCCUCUGCUUCACCCCUUAGUCUUUCUUGCACUCCCGCCGCGCAUGGCCGCCAUCCUACCAACCUUGCUGAAGACCAACAAGCAAAUCGUGCGAGACCGGGUGAACAAUCGCGAUAGUCUGAAGCACCCUGACUAUUUUUCUUUGCUACUUCCGGAGGACAAACCCGUCCCAGAGCAAGACUUUCUCGUCGCGCAAGCGAACCAUCUCAUUGUGGGUGGGUUUGAUCCUGACACAAACCUGAGAUUCACAAACGAAGCGUUGCAGGGGCUUCCCUGGCUCCAUGCAGUGAUCGAGGAAACGCUGCGACUCCACACUAACGGAGCAUUUGGACUUCCUCGCAUCAGUCCUGGGGACACGGUGGAUGGCCACUAUAUUCCAGCUGGGUGCGUGGUGCAGACGGCGGGCUUUGCAGUCACGCAUUCGGCGCGGUACUUUCAGAAGCCUCGGGAGUUCCAUCCCGAGCGAUUUCUGCCUUCAAACAAUCCGGAAUAUGACCGUCUCAUUGAUGCGGACGUCAAGAGCGCAUUCAAGCCUUUUAGCAUGGGCCCCCGCGGAUGCAUCGGACAGAACAUGGGAUACAUGCAGGCCCGGAUUCACUUGGCCAAGAUGAUCUGGGAGUUUGACUGGGAGCUGUUGAAUCAAGGGGAGGUGGACUGGGAGCGGGACUUGCGCCUGUACGCCAUCUGGGAAAAGCCACCGGUGAUUGUCCGAUACACUCCGGUCUCCAGACCCAGCGCAGGGGAGUCGAUGAUUUAGAGCCAUUGGUCGUGGAAGCGUGUCAUCGUACAAGACCAUCUAUCUCACAUGACCCACUGCAGAUGUACUCAUGCCGAAUCAGGAUACUGUUACUGAAGUCCAUUCCAUAUGCGC